Molecule: messenger RNA, 4629 nt
Organism: Saccostrea echinata
Lineage: Eukaryota; Metazoa; Mollusca; Bivalvia; Ostreida; Ostreidae
Product: cyclin-dependent kinase 17-like
Exons: 14
Coding region: 1369-2673 (434 amino acids)
Biological process (GO): protein phosphorylation
Cellular component (GO): nucleus; cytoplasm
Molecular function (GO): protein kinase activity; ATP binding
Source: RefSeq, a predicted model, not a curated record
UAUGACCUUUAGGAAUUGUCCAGGAAUCAAGAAGUGACCGCGGUCCUCCAGCAUCCAAUUAAAGCAAACAGUGUGAAUUGCUCCAGGAACUAUUGGGAAUAGGGUCAGCAUCUUUGACAUCCUGUGUGAAAGCACCUGUUACUAUUAGGAUUGACAGUAUCUUGCAGAAACAGUUGAAUUGGGUAAAGACAGUAUUGUAUUCCAUAUGAUCUAUUCUUCAUUCAGGAAACAAAAUUAAUUUCUACACUUGAUUUUAGUGCAGUGUAAGGGUGAUUGAACUAUGUACAAGUGCUAAUUUAAAUUAUUGGAAUAAAAAUUAUCCCAGAUUUCCAUUCUCUGCUGUGGAUAUAAUUACAUCUACAUGUUUAGCAGGUGGCAAUAUCGUGAGUAAUUACGUUGGAGGAAAGGUUGGUCUUUUUUUCUGCUACAGAUGCUGAUGACAAGAAUUUCGUUGUCAGGUUGAUCUAUAAACGGAGACACAUCAUUGUUAGUGGAAUUCUCACAGGAACUGACCUAUUAUAACAAUACUACAGAUACCUGAAGACUUGCUAAUUGUCUAGGAAACCUUGGGAAUCAGCUUAGAACCUGCUUAUUGGAGACUUGGUGUUUGUGGAAAAGAUUUAAGCACUGAUAUUGGUUUUUGUGAAAUUUCAGCAAUGAAAGACAUAUUCUGAAUUGGUUUUGAAAAGAGAUCUACAAGAAGACAUUUUCACAGAAAUUCUCUACAAAGAAUUUUAUAAUUUGUCCUUGGUGUGCUGGUAGGGAGGACAUUUUUGCUUCCUAGGGGGUACUAUUGUGUGGUCUUACAAGCCAGUGUGAAGUCAAUGUCAUAAAAGUAAUAUGAUAUCAGUCCACAUCUCUGGUGAUGGAGAAUAUUCUGUGUAAUAACAAGGACGUUUAGACUGCGAUGCAUUAAAAAAAUCAUCAAAAGUGAUCUUCCCUUAAGCUGCAUAAGCAGACAAUAAUAAUUUAACUAAAUAUCAGUUCAAUGCAGAGGGAAUUGAGAAACUGUGAUCCAAAAAAAAAAAUUCACACCCAUAGUGCCAAUUUGUUAUACAAAGAAGGCUGAGGCUUUGGCAGCAGAAUUUUUUUUUUAGCUUCUUAAUUCCACAUCUUGCAUUGGUAAACUAAAUAAAAUGGAAAGGAUGUGUUUCUUAGCUAGACAAGAGUUUGCUAUUCUUGAGUUUUAAUUCUGAUACAAAACACACUUUCCAUGUGUUUCAUAAAGUCAGAAAGAGGGCGAAAAUAGAAAAAAAGGAAACUGAUGUUCUUUUACUUGUUUGUUAGAAAGCUGUUUCUAACUUUAAGAUUAUAAUAAUGACUUCAUUGUAUUAGUCGGAAUUGAUGAAAUAUGUGUAGAGUUCCACUAUGAGACUAGGGCGCUCAGAAAUGCCGAUUCUUCAGCAGAAAUCGGGAAGUGGUAAUCCAGGUGGUUCUCGGAAGAACUCACUGGUUCAGUGUUUUACUCAGGGAAACGAUUCCGAGUCCGAUAUCGACUCGGACGAGGAUGCGGAAUUACAAAGAGUUCAGAAGGAGGUGGCCAAACGCCUGUCCUUGCCGGCAGACAUGAGACUACCUGGACAUUUUUUGGCUCGUCAGAGUCUCAGUCCGGAGAGCAUGCUCAGUAGGCGCUCACGGAGAAAAUCUCUGUCUGAAAUUGGUUUCGGGAAGAUAGAAUCGUAUACCAAGCUAGAUAAACUAGGAGAGGGUACCUACGCCACUGUGUUCAAAGGAAAAAGUCGACUAACAGACAAUUUGGUUGCUCUAAAAGAAAUCCGCUUGGAGCAUGAGGAGGGCGCUCCCUGUACAGCCAUAAGGGAAGUUUCAUUACUCAGGGAGCUCAAACAUGCCAAUAUCGUAACCCUACAUGACAUCAUCCACACAGACAAGUCUCUCACUCUAGUCUUUGAAUAUCUGGAAAAGGAUCUCAAACAAUACAUGGAUGACUGCGGUAAUAUCAUGAGUAUGACCAACGUCAAGAUAUUUUUAUUUCAACUCCUGCGAGGCUUAGCCUAUUGCCAUAAAAGGCAGGUCCUUCAUCGUGACUUGAAACCACAAAACUUACUCAUUAAUGAACGAGGCGAGCUCAAGCUUGCUGAUUUUGGAUUAGCUAGAGCGAAAUCUAUACCAACCAAGACGUACUCUAAUGAAGUAGUCACAUUAUGGUACCGUCCACCUGAUGUUUUACUUGGGUCCACCGAAUAUUCUACCCAGAUAGACAUGUGGGGUGUGGGGUGUAUUUUCUACGAGAUGGCCUGUGGUCGCCCCCUGUUCCCCGGCUCAACAGUCGAGGAUGAACUCCACUACAUCUUCAAGAUUCUGGGGACUCCAACGGAGGAGAAUUUCCCCGGAAUCUCUAAAAAUGAAGAGUUCCAAUCUUAUAAUUUCUCCCAGUAUGAAUCCGAAAACCUUAUCAAUGUUGCUCCAAGGCUAGAUGGUGAGGGAUUAGAUUUACUAUCAAAACUGCUUCUGUACGAGGCUAAGAAAAGAUCUUCUGCUGCUGAAGGAAUGAGACACGCCUUCUUCAACAGUUUCGGACCAAGUGUUCACAGACUGCCCGACACUGUCUCCAUUUUUACUGUACCCGGUAUUAUUUUACAUAAAGAUCCAGGAAUGAGGUCUUCUUCCCUGGCUAAUUCAGGGAAAAUUCGUCGCCAGAGUAUGUUGUUUUAAGUUGGAAGGAACUAUGAAAACCAGACAGUAGCAGUGGUGUUGUAGUGGAGACAGUCAUGUGAUCACCUUGUGAUAAAUUCUUAGCUGUUUAUUGUUGUGACCUUGUCAGUGUGAUAAAGAUCACCAUAGUAACCAAUAACCCUGUGGUCAUGUGAUGACAUAUUUACCCAGAAACACCUAUACUGUAGAAUGAAUGGCACUGAGUAAGGAGAGAUCUGAUUGGUCAGUGGUACAAAACUUUUAUCCAGUCAGAUUGGCUUUUUUAAAAGGGAAUAUGGAAUUGAGAUCUAGAAUUCAGCACAGCAUAUCACAGAUAUUACUUAGCAACAGGAAUAUUAGUCUAAUUCCUGAAUAGAGGUCUCACAUUUUGUAGUUUAGAUUUUUAUGGAUGAUUCACUCAUAUGUUGCUUCACAGUUUUGUGACUUGUGUAUAAAGUAUGUCUAAGAAGCAGGUUUUUCAUUUUACUUUCAUCAUCUGAGACUGGACCAUACCUCAUUCAGUGUAUCAACCUCACCAGAAUUCUGAAAUCAGGAUUUUUAUUGCUGUUCUUAGACCAAUUGAAUGUUCUUCGAGGCUAUUCUUAAGAUAUGUUUGUUCACCAAAUACUCCAUGCAGAGAAAAUUCUGAUAUUACCUUAAUACAGUAUCUCUAGUAAAAAAAAAAAAAGAAAAGAUGUUACCUUUAGUACUGGAUACUGCAAAAAAGGGAGUGACAGAAAGAAGCUUCUUUUUUUUUAAUUUUAAUUCCAUGCAUGAUGUCUGAGAAAUUUUUAAUAUUGAUAUUCAGAUUUUUGUUACAGAAGAAUAAUUUUGAAGUUGCCUGUUCAUGGUAUAGUGUGUAUCAUGGUGUAUAGUGAUUUUUUGAUGGUGCAUAUCUUUGAUUGUGAUCCGUUCUAUUUGUAGGACUAUGUCAGUGUGCUUGAAGGUUGACAUAUUUUGAUGAUGUGAAAGCUAACAAACUGAAAAGAAUAGUCAGGUCUGAAAGUUAGAUUUAACAAUGCCAAUUUCAUUCAGAUAUUAUGAUUUAUAUUAUAUGAAACUAAAGGAGAAAAUCUAAAAUAAAAAAUAGAAAAAAUAAAAAUAAUUCUUUUUGAUACCAGAAAGGAAAAUUAAUCUUUUAAGGAAUCUCUUAUAUUUGUUUAUGAUAGUCAGGGUAAAGAUAUGAAAGUGUUCAUUCAUUAAGAAACCAAAAAUGGAAACUGAGUUGAGGAAAUAUAUCCUUAUUAUAACCCUGAUCACAUUCUUUGACGGCGAGGAGGGGGUGGGGGACUCUUUAAAGCUUGGGCUGGAUGUUCAAGGGUUCAGGGAGUUACUGAUGGUUGUUGAAUUUAUUAAAAGACUCCAGUCAUAAUUUUAUUUUUAGGGAGAGGGCUAAAGUAGGCUAUGCCUGCUGCCUAAACCCAUUCACUUUUGUGAAUGAAAUAUUGUUUAAAUAAAAAAUAAAAUGAAAAUUAAAAAAAAAUUUAAUUUUAAUUUUGCAAUGCAAACUCAUUGGAAAAAAAGUUUAAAAGCAGUAUUUAUUUUUUUUUUUUCCAAAAAUAGUCAAAAUACAUGACUGUAUAAUGAUUUAAAAAUAAUGUUUGCACGAUAGGGUUCACAUGGUUCAUGGCAUAUUUUUCUUGAAGUCAAAAGGAAUACUUAUUUAAAGAAGCACAGUGUAUCUGCAUGUCACAUUACUAUCAGUUAUACUUUAUGUGUUUAUUUUGUACAAUAUGGACUGAUUCGCCUAUCAUGACAUUUUUUGUUGAAAAAAAAAUGACAUCAUCAGUUGAUGCAUACUCACAUCAUCAUUUCAUGUGUACAUUUUUUUUUUUCUCUGGUGCCUAAACAUGUGCAUUCAUUUGUCAGUGCCAUUUCUGUAACAAAGAAUCAGGUUGAUUUUGUAAAAGCAUUUAGUUAACAUAUAUUUUAUUAGGAUAUCUAUAUGCAUUAAAAUUACUCAGCCUGAAGAGAGAA